Molecule: messenger RNA, 1086 nt
Organism: Oldenlandia corymbosa var. corymbosa
Lineage: Eukaryota; Viridiplantae; Streptophyta; Magnoliopsida; Gentianales; Rubiaceae
Source: the annotation of a GenBank genome assembly
AUGGGUUCAGAAAUCGACCUAGUUGAGGAGAGACUGAAGUCCUUUCUAGGUCAGCUCAAAACGGAAUAUGGUAUCUUGGACAGGAUUGUUUACAAGAACAAGAAUCAGCACAGGAGGUGCUCUUAUUUCCAGUACCUUCUGAAGGUUAGAAGGGAUUUGAGGCUUUUGCAGUCGACCAAGUUGGAGGAAAUCUUAAAUUCCUGUUUUUUGGUAAUCCAUGGUAAAAAGCCUAAACAAAAAGUGCAGCUUCUGGAGAGUUUGAAGAGGAGAAAGUCUGAUGAUAGUAAAUAUAACUUCUUGGAACGGCUUCUGGGAGCUGCACGUUUGCUGUCGCAGAUGGUUGAACCGAUGUUGAGAGCAGCUACGGAGAUAUCGAAACUGCUUGCUCAGUCAUUUUUCAUGGGCUUUUCACUCACAAGUCUGGCUUUACUCUCACGUUUUCGGGUUUUGAUUCAACAAAUACUUCUUGAUGUCGUUUGUGUAUACAACAUUGUGUCUCCUCUUUCUCGGAAGAAACAAUCUGUUAAAAUAACUGAAGGAGGUGUUGAGGUUUUUAGGGAUUAUUAUCCCAUAAAAGAGCAAAACAGCAUCUCCCUGGAAUGCGUUUGGGGAACUGACAAGUUUGUGUUAGUAGAGAAAGUGAAUGAAAGUGAAACUAAAAGCAAGGAAAAAUGUGGUGAAGAUGUUUCAAUUGGGGCCUCCACAAUACAAUAUCGAAGCGUUGAGGUUUUGCUUGGAGACAAUGACAAUGAUGAGGAGCAAGAAUCAGCUGCAAACAUCUCUGAUAAAAAAUCUAAGAAAAUUGGCUCUUAUGGACAUUCUGAAUCACAGAGCGGUGAGGAGAACCGAGCAAUGGACAGUUUGCCUAGUGCAGAAUGCCAGAAUACGCCUUCAAGUUCAUCAAAUCCGUUAAAGCGCAAGGCAGAUACAGGGAAAAAGGUUGCAUUCUUUUCGGUUAAAGUACCCACGCCAUCCGCCUCCCGGAAAUUAAAUUUGCCUGCUGAACACAAGGUUGAAGAUCAAACCGAGGAGGAUCCAUUCUUCAGUCUCCUUUCUUCUGGGAUUAAGAAGAGCAGUCUUUUCUAA